Messenger RNA from Haplochromis burtoni (Burton's mouthbrooder), 1964 nucleotides. RefSeq names its product plasminogen activator, urokinase b (gene plaub). NCBI's taxonomy places the organism in Eukaryota, Metazoa, Chordata, Actinopteri, Cichliformes, Cichlidae. The record is from RefSeq and is a predicted model, not a curated record. The transcript is spliced from 11 exons. The coding region runs from base 44 to 1468 and encodes 474 amino acids. Gene Ontology annotation, biological process: regulation of cell adhesion mediated by integrin; plasminogen activation. Gene Ontology annotation, molecular function: serine-type endopeptidase activity.
ACAGAAUAAACCCCGAGGAGGCUGCCACUCUGCAAGCACGCUCAUGCAAAGCCUUCAAACCGAGCCGAGAAGCAUCAUGAAAACAAUGAGAAGCUUUUUCCUCUGCGCGCUGGCUUUCUUGUCAGCAGCUCAGGCUGGCCUGCUGGAUGAAAGGAGAAGGCGUGAGUUAGCUUUUUCCCCCCACUCCUCCUCUUCCUCGUCUUCGUUCUCCUCGUCCUCUCAGCGUUCAGGUGAGAUUUGUCUCAACGGCGGCACCUCGGUCCCAGCGCUGAUUUCUGGUGCACACCUGUUCUGUCGCUGCACUGAUGGCUUUGAAGGCACACAUUGUGAAACAGUAAAAGCGAGUCACUGCUAUGAGGGAGUGGGACUGUACUACAAAGGCACAGCAUCUAAAACAGUCAGCGGACAAACAUGUUUGCAGUGGGACGAGGAGACCCGGAGGCAGUACCUGCAUUUGGACAUCAACGCCGGGAAGCACAACUACUGCAGAAAUCUUCACUACAGACGUCGUCCGUGGUGUAACGUUUGGAAAAACCUGCAGCUGGUGUGGGAAUACUGCGAUAUGCCGCUUUGCAAUUUCAAGCCACUUCCACCUGUGGCUUCACCUGUCCCCACCCAGCCAGAGCACGUUGCAGAGAUGACGACAUGUGGCCAGCGCACCAGAAGAAAGCAGCUGAAGAUCGUUGGCGGAACAGUUGCCACUGUGGAAUCCCACCCGUGGAUCGCUGCCAUAUUUUGGCGCCCUAAAUCCAGAGAAAAAGUUUUCCGCUGCGGGGGCAGUCUGAUCUCCGCCUGCUGGGUCCUCACAGCUGCCCACUGCUUCCCCGACGGAAAUAACACCAUAGCAGAGCGCUUCACCGUCACCCUGGGGAAAAACGCCCUGAACGAGAGCAACCCGAGCGUGGAGCAAAAAUUCAGGGUGGAAAAAAUCUUCAUCCACGAAGGGUUUGAUAACAACGAGGGGAACUUCAACAACGAUAUUGCUCUGGUGAAGCUGAAGACCAAACUUGGUAAAUGUGCUAAGGAGAGCAGCGCUGUGAGGACGGUCUGCCUGCCGCCACCUCAGCAGAGCCUGCAGCCAGGAUUCACCUGUGACAUUGCCGGAUACGGGAAAGAAAGUCACGCUUUGUGGUACAGGUCUCAAUACCUAAAAGAGGCUCAGGUGAACCUCCUCGCCGACAACGUGUGCCGAGGGAAGGAUUAUUACGAUAACAUGAUUACUGAUAACAUGUUUUGUGCCGCUCGUCCCGACUGGAGUCAGGAUGCCUGCGAGGGAGACUCAGGAGGCCCUCUGGUGUGUGAAGUCGGAAGCAGGCUCUUCCUGUUUGGAAUAAUCAGCUGGGGCGACGGCUGCGCCAAAGAGCUGCGUCCCGGUGUUUACACCAGAGUGACCAAUUACAACAAAUGGAUAGAAGCGAAGACUCACCUGGGGUCCAUCACCGCUGGAGCCAUGUUUCCUCAGAAAUGACCUUUAAGGCCCGCCCACAUGUAGAGGCAUUUGCUGGAGAAUAUUUCAGGUUGUGGUUAUGCAUGUAAACCUCAUGUUUUGUUUCCACUGGUUGCAGUACAAAUUGUUGGUGGUGGUGCUGUUUUUAUUGUUCUAGUAGUUGUAUAGCAAUAAUAUGUUUAUUAUUCGUAUGAACAAAUCCCAAGACACAACAAAAACUGGCGGUAAUUGUAGCCUACGGCCCUGUAUUUCGGUCUGAGAUGUGGGAGUAAGCCACAGUAUUAGUACAACAUCAAAACAUGGCGUCAGAAGACCUGUGAAGCCUUGGACUGAAUGCUGUUUUCUAGCCAAGAGAUGUCCAGUCAGAAAGAGAUAAUUUGAUACGUAAUUUGAAUGGUAACAUCCAUCCAUCCAUUUUCUUCUGCUUAUCCGGGGCUGGGUCGUGGGGGCAGCAGCCCAAGCAGAGAAGUCCAGACCUUCCUCUCACCAGCCACCUCCUCUAGCUUCUCCGGGGGAA